Papaver somniferum (opium poppy) is the source of this 495-nucleotide messenger RNA. RefSeq lists its product as uncharacterized. The record is from RefSeq and is a predicted model, not a curated record. The transcript is spliced from 2 exons. Bases 1 to 495 code for a protein of 164 amino acids. Lineage: Eukaryota; Viridiplantae; Streptophyta; Magnoliopsida; Ranunculales; Papaveraceae.
AUGGCUCCUCAAAUGGGAGAUUUGGAAGAACGAAAGGGUUUUGAAGUUGUGCAAGGAGGAACAGUGGUGAGUCACUUACAAUUCGCAGACAACACACUUGUGUUCUUGCAACCCCAUUCAUCUCAAAUCUCCCAUCUCAGAAAUGUGCUACUGUGGUUUGAUAUAAUUUCCGGUUUGACGGUUAAUUUUAAGAAGACUUCCAUUAUUCCAGUCGGCAAUGUUCCCCAGGUAAACUCCCUCGCUCGAUCUUUUGGCUACAGAAUUGACAAUUUCCCAUUUCCUUAUUUAGGUUUGCCUUUGGGUGAUUCCUAUAUGUCUAAAGCUAAAUGGGAUAUUGUUAUCGAGAGGGUGGAGGCGAGACUUAAUUCUUCGUCAGCAAUAUAUUUGUCUAGGGGAAGGAAGCUAGUUAUUAUUCAUGAUGUUCUUCAAGCUUUACCGGUGUACCUCAUGUCCCUGUUUGUGGCCUCGGUUUCUGUUAUUGAGAAACUAGAAUAA